AUUGCACGUAAUCGCUGAUCGCGUGAAUACGCGAGCUUCGCUUCGACAUGCGGCGUAUUCGCCGCGGACUCUGAUCCUCCAGUGAUCGCGUCCUCGCGGUAAUCUCGUUGAAGAUUUACGCCACGUUUCACGUUGCGCUUCUCCUUCCCCGUAGGAAACGCUUGCAGAGUAAAAGCCGACUCAUCGUUCCUGCACGAUGGUGAAGUACUACGAGAAUACUACGAUCUUCAAAUUCGAUUGGACGCAAGUAGUUCGAGGAUUCUUUCAGAGAUAUCCCAACCCGCACAGUUCGCACGUUCUCACAGAGGAUACGAUCUCGAGGGAAGUCACGAGUGGAAAACUCUACUCCAAGCGACUGUUAACAAAGACCAACCGAGUGCCGAAAUGGGGUGAGAGAUUCAUCAGUAAAAACAUUGUCAAAAUCGUGGAAGAGAGUAUUGUCGAUCCAGAGGAGAAGACUUUGACCACCUACACGAGAAAUUUGGGAUACACCAAAGUCAUGAGCAUCGUUGAGAAAGUGGUUUAUCAGAUCUCUGAGGAGAAUCCGGAAUGGACAGUUGCAAAGAGAUCAGCAUGGAUCGACAGUCAAGUCUUUGGCUUUAGCAGAGCGAUUCAAGCCUUUGGUUUGGAUCGAUUUAAAAAGAACUGCGUCAAGAUGUCGGAAGGCUUUAAUUACGUUCUCGCAAAUAUGUUUCCUCCUCAAUUUCUAAAUCCGACAUUACCUCAGACGAGUUUCUCUAUGCAGACCGGCCAUACUGCCGCGGACGACAGCAUUACGACAAAGCCGAGCCUCGCGGAAGAUUUACAACAUUCUUUACAGGGUAGAGCAGAGAAGAUGAAAGACGCCGCUAAGAAAGCAACGGACUUGGCAAAGGAGAAAGCGAGACCGAUAUACGCGGCUUGUCAGCCGAAUCAAUCGUAAAUUUCCACGAACGCGAGGCGCAACACAACUGUAUGUCGUUUAACGAAUGAAAAUGUUCACAAAUAACAUCGUAUUAUUGUGAAGUAUUUUAAAUGAAACGAUGGUAAAGCUUUAGAGAGACUAGUUCGAGAAUGCAAUUAUAAUUGUACAUUAAUUAAUCAGCACAGUUUAAUGACAAUUAGUGCAGAAAGAAUUAGAAAGUCGGUUGAAAGUUGAGAUAUAUUAGGCUUGAUAGCACAAGGUUUUCAGAAUGCAACACUUGUACAUGUGUAAAAUUUGCUAAAGAUUCUCUCGCGUCUGACCCACUUGUAUAUUACCAUUCCUUUUAACUGCCAAAUUGUUAAACGUGCUAUCAAAUGUGAUACAUACAUACAUACAUAUACAUAUAUGCACAGAUAUGCGCAUUAAAUUAUUUAAUCAUUUUUUACACAUGCAGAAAAACAUUUUUUUAUUUCUUUUAUAAAAUCGUAAAAUAUCAUCUCGAGAAACAUUUUAAUAUGCUUGUCAACAACACAGCGUUCAUUCGCGCAUUCCGCGCAUAUGUAAAUCUCGCAAUUGACAAUUACAGAGAACAGCAUUUUGUAUGCAAUUAUUAAUGCCGAUGAAAGCAAUUACGUACGUUACGAAUAUACAUUCAAAGGGAUAAUUUUACAAUGAAUUAUCCUUUGUUUUGUUAUUGUAGUAUAUAAAUAUAGUUUCUAGAUGUUCCGCAUCGGCAUGGACAGUGUAUUGACCAAUGCAAGCUACUGAAAGGCUUGAUUCCAUACAUCUUUUGUGGAUAUCAUAAUUUCAACAUAUAUUGCUAUAUGUUUCUAAAAUUAUUAGAUCUGUGAUUUAAAACUGAUGCACAGUAUUUUUGUACUUUAUGUAAAUAUCUUUCUUUUGAGUUAUUAAACAAAGAUGUUUAAAUUGAUAAAUAAAUAAAUAACUUUGGCAACUGAAUUAAAUUAAAUUUUCACAAAUUAAUUUGUUUUCACACAUAUUUAAAUAAAGUUUAAAUUUCAUAAUCUUUUUAAGUUACAAAUAUUUUUACUGAAAUUUAUUUCAUCUAUAACCUUCGUGUUUAGGGAUAAGUGACAAACAAAUAUGUGUCUAAAAAUACAAUAUAAUUUCUAAAUAUACACCAAUAAAUAAAAUUUGAAUGAGCAAUGUAACAGCAAAAUUAUCAAAUACUUCUAUUCACAAAACUUGAAUAUAUAUAUUAACUUUUUUUUUAACCAUCUGUCAUACAUACUGAAACAAAGGAACUGAAAAUAUCUGAUAUUAGUGUAGCAUAGCGCUAAGUCAAUUGCAUCCUUUAAUAUGUACUUAGAAUAAUUAAAAGAAUAUAUCUACAUCUAAAUAAAUAUAAUAUUUAAGAA
Messenger RNA from Solenopsis invicta (red fire ant), 2283 nucleotides. RefSeq names its product PRELI domain-containing protein 1, mitochondrial (gene prel). Gene Ontology annotation, molecular function: phosphatidic acid transfer activity. Bases 197 to 922 code for a protein of 241 amino acids. Gene Ontology annotation, biological process: phospholipid transport. Gene Ontology annotation, cellular component: mitochondrial intermembrane space. The transcript has 3 exons. Lineage: Eukaryota; Metazoa; Arthropoda; Insecta; Hymenoptera; Formicidae. The record is from RefSeq and is a predicted model, not a curated record.